GACCUUUUUUUUUUUCCUAUUUGGCAAUGUCAUCUACUAUAGCUAACGAUCGAUACAACGCCAACGCUCCCAAUAAAUUCCCUUCACAACCUAUCUAAUCUCCCCUCGCUUAGGCCUUAAAUACACUCACUCUCUCCUUCAUCAUCUUCCAUCCCUCUCUGUCUUCUCUCGUUUUCAUGUUCCUCACAUCCAUGGCUCCUAAGGUCGCCUCCGCCAUCGUCAUCUCCCUCGCCAUCCUGUUGUGCUGCUUCGCCAGCUCAGGCGACGGCGCGCCGAGCUCGGGGCCCCCGGAUCUCCUGCAGAGCGAGUGCCUGACGGUGCCGUCCUCCCAGUUCUUGAGCUCCCUCAGGUCCACCGUCGAGGUGCUCCGGCAGGUCACCGGCAUUGUGUCCCAGUUCGGCACCGUGUUCGGGGACUUCAGGCUCUCCAACGCCGUCUCCGACUGCCUCGACUUGCUGGACUUCUCCGUCGACGAGCUGAGCUGGUCCAUCUCCGCCGCUCAGAACCCAUCUGGCAAACACGACAGUACUGGGGAUCUCAGUUCUGACUUGAGGACAUGGCUCAGUGCUGCACUUGCAAACCAGGAGACAUGCAGAGAUGGCUUUGAGGGCACCAGUGGCAUUGUCAAGAGCGUUGUCUCCGGCAGUCUCAACCAAAUUACUUCACUUGUCACAGAACUCCUCACCAUGGUCCACCCAUCUUCUUCCAACUCCACCACCAGCAGAGGAGGCGGCGGCAGAGGUGGCAAGGGCCCGGGACGGAAGCUCUCCGGCGACAGCCCCCGGUUUCCUCGUUGGGUGAAAAGCGAGGACCGGAAGCUGUUGCAAGUGAGCGGGGUCACAGCAGAUCUAGUGGUGGCACAGGACGGAAGCGGCAGUUUCACCAAGGUGGAGGACGCGAUCGCAGCCGUGCCCGAUUACGGGACGCGCCGGUUCGUGAUCUAUGUGAAGAAGGGCGUGUAUAGGGAAAACGUGGAGAUCAAGAAGAAGAAGUGGAACAUUAUGAUGGUUGGCGACGGGAUGGAUGCAACGGUGAUUUCGGGGAAUCGGAGCUUCGUCGACGGCUGGACCACAUUCCGGACAGCAACAUUUGCCGUCAGCGGCAGAGGGUUCAUAGCCCGUGACAUGGCGUUCGAGAACGCGGCGGGCCCACAGAAGCACCAGGCCGUGGCCCUCCGGUCGGACUCCGAUCUGUCCGUCUACUACCGGUGCACAAUCAGGGGUUACCAGGACACGCUCUACCCCCACACGAUGCGUCAGUUCUACCGUGAGUGCCGCAUCAGCGGGACCGUCGACUUCAUCUUCGGGGACGCGGUGGCUGUGUUCCAGAACUGCCAGAUCCUGGCCAAGAAGGGCCUCCCCCAGCAGAAGAACACCGUCACGGCCCAGGGCCGGAGGGACCUGAACCAGGACACGGGCUUCUCAUUCCAGUUCUGCAACGUCUCGGCCGACUCCGAUCUGGCGCCAUCCGUGAAUUCGACGCCAACGUACUUAGGGAGGCCAUGGAAGCUAUACUCAAGGACCAUAUUCAUGCAGUCUUAUAUGAGCAAUUGCAUCAGGCCAGAAGGAUGGCUAGAGUGGAAUGGUGAGUUUGCCUUGGACACCUUGUACUACGGGGAGUUCAUGAAUUCCGGGCCGGGCGCCGGCCUCACCGGGCGGGUCAAGUGGCCUGGGUUUCACGUGUUGAACAACACGGCGCAGGCAAAUAACUUCACCGUGGCCCAAUUCAUCGAAGGGAACUCCUGGUUGCCGUCAACCGGUGUGGCCUACACGGCUGGCCUCGGGGUUUAAAGGCUGAUCUACAUACAAAUCUAUUAAUAUGACGAUGUUGUUAUAUUUUGUGUACUUACAAAUUUGAUUCUUUCUUUCGCUAAACAUGAUUAAAGGGUAUAAAUGAUGGUUAUCACA
This is a messenger RNA of Syzygium oleosum, 1907 nucleotides long. Its product is annotated as pectinesterase/pectinesterase inhibitor PPE8B-like. The record is from RefSeq and is a predicted model, not a curated record. Gene Ontology annotation, molecular function: pectinesterase inhibitor activity; pectinesterase activity. Gene Ontology annotation, biological process: cell wall modification. The transcript is spliced from 3 exons. The coding region runs from base 177 to 1790 and encodes 537 amino acids. Lineage: Eukaryota; Viridiplantae; Streptophyta; Magnoliopsida; Myrtales; Myrtaceae.